Molecule: messenger RNA, 3216 nt
Organism: Silurus meridionalis
Lineage: Eukaryota; Metazoa; Chordata; Actinopteri; Siluriformes; Siluridae
Gene: map3k14a
Product: mitogen-activated protein kinase kinase kinase 14a
Exons: 16
Coding region: 361-2871 (836 amino acids)
Biological process (GO): positive regulation of canonical NF-kappaB signal transduction; protein phosphorylation
Molecular function (GO): ATP binding; protein kinase activity
Source: RefSeq, a predicted model, not a curated record
GAGAGAGUCAGAGAGAGGAGGGGUGAGAAAAGAGAAGCCGGAUGGAUUUCUUGUAAAUCAGCAUACCGAAAAAAAAAAAAGAAAGAGAGAAAGAAAGCAUACCGAACGUCCAAUGAAAUUGAUGCUGGCAGAACGCCAGCAUCAAAGAUAUACAGAGAGAGGGGAAGCGAGCGAGAGCGGGAGAAAAAGAGAGGGAGGAGCUGAACGAAUAGGACGUUUGUAUGCGAGUACGCAAAACACACACACAGGCACGGAGGUAGAAAUCAUGCACAGAGUCCCUCAUGAGCCUGGAACGAAUAGGGAAGCGAGGAACCAGGAGGAAUGAACGAUUCUGUGCAUCCGCAGAGCUGCGUCUGAAAGAUGGCACAGAGGUACUUUAACUCCACCCUGCCCUUCUCCAUGUCCAUAAACCAACCUAAAGUCAAGGUCCAAGGCUGCCUCGCUUCCAACCUCGAGCCUAUCUUGUCUCUCAGCUCUGGGAAGGACGAUAAACAGCCCGACUUUAAAAACUACAUUUCGAAAGUCAUCUCUUAUGGAACUGCCAAACAUAUAGACACGGUACCACUGGGCACGGAGAAGCCUUCCAUCAUCGCCCAGGCAGAAUGUGAAUCUCAGGACUCGCAGGAAUUCUGUCCCAACAGCAGCAACUACAGGGCAACACUUCCCAUACCCAAAGGCUCGAUCUGUCAGCGGCAGCCGAGGAAAAAACGACGGAAGAGGCAGCGACGGAGGGUCUCACAGAAAGAGGGCCAACAGAGGGAUGGAGGGAAUGACAGAGUGGGAGAAAGAGGAACUACUAGAGUACCACAGCAGGACAGUGGAGAGCAGAGAAAGUCUGUCUGUGCAGGAGACAGCGGAGCCAUGCUUCUCUUACUCAGGCCUUAUAAACCAUCCGCUGUCUUGCACAUCCUGGGUGAUGUUUUUCCUUCUACACUUGACCAAGCGUCGUAUGGCCACGAGGGCGGGCGCUCGCUGGAAACCGACUCACCAAUCAACAGCGAAACCAAAUGCAGCCUGGCACUAGUAGGCCUCAGGAAAAACGUCUCCCAGGCCGAGCUCUCCUUCGCCCCACCGUUCGCCAAACAGAUGGUCCAAGACGUGGACGAGGAAGAGGAAGAAGAAGAAGACGAAGAGAACGGAGUGGAAGAGAGCGACAUAAACGAAGGCAUCCUCUGUAAAGAGGAACUAAAGCCCCGGGACUACGAGUAUCGCGAAGGAAGGGAUUACGAGCUUUGCGAUUAUAUAAAGCAAGGCACAUUCGGAGUCGUCUACAGCAUCAGGGAUAAAUCCAGCGGCUUUGUGUGUGCUGCCAAAAAGGUGCCGUUGGAACGGUUCAGAAGUGAGGAGGUGGGCUCGUGGAGUGCCCUCCAGUUUCCUCAUGUGGUGGAAUUUUUCGGAUUUGUCCGAGAGGGUCGAUCCGUCAUCCUGUUUAUGGAUCUCAAAACCGACUCUCUGGGGCAGUUGCUGUCACAAAGGGGUCGCCUGCCCGAGGAUCUCUCCCUGCACUACAUGCAUCAGGUCCUGGGGGCGCUAGAGCACCUACACAAGAGGCACGUCAUACACUUUGAUGUCAAAGUGGAUAAUGUGUUGUUGUCCGAGGAUGGGAAAAACACAUUCCUUUGUGACUUUGGCGAGUCCGAAAAUCUAGACGUGUCUGGAUUCAGCCCUUUUCAAGCUCUGAAGGGGACGGAGACUCACAUGGCUCCCGAGGUGGCACGUGGAGAGAAGCGCUGUGCCAAGGUGGACGUGUGGAGCAGCUGCUGCAUGCUCCUGCACAUGCUCAGUGGCUGCCAGCCGUGGAUGCGCUACUACUCCCGCCCUCUCUACCUCAAAAUAGCCGAAGAGCCGCCGCCCCUGAGAGAGAUCCCUCCCGACUGCAGCACUCAUACUGCUGACGUCAUCAAACGGGGACUUCAGAGAGAGCCGAGCCAAAGAGCCUCAGCGAAGGAUCUCCGAGUUCAAACAGCCAAAGCACUUAAACAAAUGGGAGGUCUUCGGAGCCCAGCAAGGGGAGGAGCCUAUGAAAAGCCAAUCGAGAAGCCAGAAAGGCAGGCACCCAGCCCCGUCUCCAAAAGCUCUGUGCAGCAGUGGAUGGGCCCAGGGCAUGAGCGGAGAAAGCGGGCUGGACCCAAGACCAAACCAAAAUGCAAUACGCAACACGUGGAAAAAGUGGACGAUGCGAAGGAGGGGAAUGUCAGGGAGGAAGAGAUUGUGUUGAGAAAGGACAGUUACCUUGCUCCGACUUCACCGGUUUACUUUCCUUCACCGCCACACGAGUCACACAAACCCACAGAGCAAGAGCUUCGCAAACUCGAGAGAGAAUUUUUUUUGAGCAGUCUGUCUCAGCCACACUCAGCCGAGAAGCAGGAGGAACUUCUUUCCUGUCUGGGUAGUGACUGCCUUUCUAACAGAGAACCCGGUGAUAAAAAGGACUCCGGCCGCUGGUCAGUUGGCACCGGGGACGACCUCAGCUCAGGUGUGUUUUCCUACAACAGCCAAUCAGAUGGCCAGAGCUUCAGUAUGGAUUGGCUUGGCCCCGCCCACCAGCCUCCACCUCGCUGCUUUGAAGGAGUGGACGUGUGCAUCCGGGACUUUAACGGACGAUGUCUCCGUAUCCGCGAAACCCCCCGUGUAAAAGUGGGUCACAUCGCCAUAGGAAUCAGUGAUCAGAUCUCAGAGAGCGUGUUCAGCCUUCAAAGUGAGGACGGUUCUCUGGUGGCCCACGAUAAACAAGUCAAGGAAGCCGGCCUCUUCUUGCGCUGUGUCCCCGCCCCUGACCCCGCCCACAUUUCACGGGACAGAAAAGGAUCCGGCCGCAACCUGCCAUGGAGCUGGAGGAUCAGGGAUGGAAAGCUAGAGACCUGGGACUGAUAUCUUCAUCACAUUCUCUACUGUCUAUAUAUAUAUAUAUAUAUUUUUCAUAAUUUCACCUCGCCGAUGGUCGUCCAUUUUUUUUAUUCACCCUGUGUGAACCUUCCAGUGUGGUGUUAAAAAUAUUUCAUUCAUCUUUUCCAAUUUUGUAGGAAUUAUGAUUUCAUUGGUGUAUAUAUAUAUAUAUAUAUAUAUAUAUAUAUAUAUAAAAAGAUUUAUGCAUGCUAUGAAUUUAAACUGGAGUCAUUUCAAUUUGAGUGUAUAAUAAAUUAUCUGAUGCCCAUUAUGUAUUUUGUCACCACUGUGUAUCAACAAUAAACCUUUCAAUACAUAAUUUCUCAGCAA